Molecule: messenger RNA, 1332 nt
Organism: Dichotomopilus funicola
Lineage: Eukaryota; Fungi; Ascomycota; Sordariomycetes; Sordariales; Chaetomiaceae
Exons: 2
Coding region: 1-1332 (443 amino acids)
Source: RefSeq, a predicted model, not a curated record
AUGGAAUAUCCGGUGCUCCCACGACCGAGCCUGACCUUUACCGUGCCGAGCCUGCACGACGGGCUUCCCAUCGACUGUCGCAUUUACCACCCUCAAUCUCUAGAUGCCAACCCCAACUCCCCACCAUGGCAAAAACAUGCUGCCGUUAUAGCGCAUCCUUAUGCCCCGCUUGGCGGAUGCUACGAUGACCCUAUCGUGGAUAUCGUUGCGGGGACCCUGUUACGCCUAGGCUUUCUUAUCGGGACGUUCAACUUCAGAGGUGCCCAUGGCUCCGCUGGCCGAACUUCCUGGACGGCCAAAGCGGAACGAGCCGAUUACAUGUCCAUUGUUGGCUUUGUGACUCACUACGCACACUUCCUUGAACCGUUCCGGGACGGUACGCCGGUUGUGGCUGAAAACGCAGACAUCGACGGGGCCUGUCAUGCAGCAGAUACCGCUGCUCAAUCCAUCACACCUGUCCUGCUGCAAGGAGGGUAUUCGUACGGCUCCAUGAUCACGAGCCAGCUCCCAUCCCUCGGGUCGAUAGUCGGUCUCUUCAAUGCCCCAGAAUGUGGGACACCCGCCGCCGAGAUCCGUCUGCGAGCACAGCACCUCGCUGAAAUGCAGAAUACUGUGCUAGCAAGCGCCCGCGAAGCCUCUGUGACGCAUCUCGGGCCUCGAUCGCCUCGAAAGCACGUCGGUCUACGGGUGGGUGGGGACGAGAGCAGUCGGCGGACGAGCCACGAGUCUCCGCGCUCUCGAUCAGCAGAUUUCGAGGAAACGAUACGGCAUGGCGUGGCCGAGCUGAUGGCGCGUACCCGCAAGGGACACCGGCGAUCACGGAGCGGGAGGAUCCAUCCGCCGCAGACCCCCAACGGAACCGAAGAGGCCGCACCCAAUCACCUACUCCCCGUUGCUAACUUUCUCGCACCCUCCCCGGCCUAUCUGCUGGUUUCACCUUUACAAGGCAUCAUCACGAACCUCGCCUCCAUGUCUCUCCCACCACUCCUAAGCGCACCGGGAAAAGCCUGGGCUCGGUUCUCGCUGAGAGGCAGCGAGACGGCGGCUGAGUCGGAAACCCCUGAGACGGACGGCGCCAUUCUCCAUACAACCCCAACCGAAGCGGAAGACAAGCUCGUGCAUCACACCACUCUCGCCAUCUACGGCGAUCGGGACGGAUUUGUGCCUGUGCGGAAGCUUCGAGAGUGGGCCUCCCGGCUGGAAAAUGUGGACGGUUCCAAGUUUCGGGCCCAUGAGGUGUCGAGUGCCACCCAUUUUUGGGCGCCCAACAAUGUUGCCCUCACGUUACGGAAUGCCGUCAGCACGUUUGGUGCGUCACUCCUUGAGUCUUAA